This is a messenger RNA of Cololabis saira (Pacific saury), 904 nucleotides long. It is a transcript of the gene rnasekb, whose product is annotated as ribonuclease, RNase K b. Bases 134 to 439 code for a protein of 101 amino acids. Lineage: Eukaryota; Metazoa; Chordata; Actinopteri; Beloniformes; Belonidae. The transcript has 3 exons. The record is from RefSeq and is a predicted model, not a curated record. Gene Ontology annotation, molecular function: RNA endonuclease activity.
GCCGGGUGAAGCCGAGUAAAGCCGAGCAUCAGGAUCAGCUGACUGCGGCGUGCCGUCCUCAGAUGGAUCGUUCUUGAGCUGUUUUAACGGACCAAACACAAUAUCAGCCUCUGAUCGAUCGGUGAACGCAGACAUGCCGUCGCUACUCUUCUGCGGGCCGAAGAUGGCCGCAUGCGGGAUCGUGAUCAGCAUCUGGGGAGUCAUCAUGCUGGCCAUGUUGGGGAUCUUCUUCAGCGCCAAGUCAGCUGUGCUGAUCGAGGACGUGCCGUUCACCGAGGAGGACAUACGCAACGACAAAUCCCCUCCCGGGAACAUCUACCGCCUCUACAACCAGGUGGGUAUCAACUGCUUCAUCGCCGCCGGCAUCUACGUGGUGGUGGGCGCCAUCUCGCUCUGCCAGGUGCGCCUCAAUAAGCGGCAGGAGUACAUGGUGACAUAAAGGGCUGGGGCGCCACGGCCUGACCGACGACCCCAACAACUCGCUGUCCUGAGAAAGUCCACCUUCAGACUGAGCUACCACUUGUUCCUGGACACUUUGAUUAUCAACGUACAAUAAAUGGGUGGGGUUAGGAGUCGCCUGGAAUAAUUUAUUUUGAAUUUAAAUGUGUUUGUUGAUGUUGAAUGAAAUGUGGCAAUCUUCUGAACUUAGUGAAAGCGACCAAAUUCUGAACUGCUUUGGUUCAAACUUCACAUUUUUGCUGUGAGACAACAUAUCAGAUUGGUUGCUUUUUUUUUUUCUUCUUGUCAUCUUCCAUCAGUUCAGUUGGUAUUUCCUCCUGCUGUUUUCUGAAGUAAAAUAGAUAUAGGAGUGGGUUCUGUGUGGUAAUGUGGAACAAUGUAAAUUGAUCAAAAACCUUGUAAUGAACGUUCCUUGUCAAUAAAGUGUAUGUGGUGGAAACUUGAA